This is a messenger RNA of Schistosoma curassoni, 3135 nucleotides long. The record is from the annotation of a GenBank genome assembly. Lineage: Eukaryota; Metazoa; Platyhelminthes; Trematoda; Strigeidida; Schistosomatidae.
AAACAAUCAACAAAAUCCCGAAUAUGUAUAUAUAGAUGCGUAUGUUUAAGGCAAGUUAUUCGAAGAUAAAAUCUAUGCCAUUCAUAUAAUCAGUUAAAACUAGUUUCAUAUAGAGUUCAACAAAGAUCCAAACUUUCACUUGUAUAUAUAUAUAUAUAUAUAUGUUGUGAAAAAAGAUAUUUUUUUAAAACAAACAUUAAACAAACAAAAGGGAUUUAAUUAUUGAAUUAUUUCUAUAAAUGAAAACACUUAGAAACAAAAAAUAAUAAUUAAUUUGAAUAAAAUGUCAUCUCCAUUAAACAAAUACUGUUACGUAUUAUUAUUAUUACUAUUACCAUUACCAUUACAUCAUACUUAAAUAAUAAAUACCAUGGUAUAUAUUCAAUGUUUUAUACAAACAAUAAAUUUAAAAUAUUUUAUUUAUAUUUAUUUAUUAUUUUAUAUUCAAUGUGAAAAUACUACUGAAUUAAAACAUAAUGAAUCUGAUAAUGAUUUCACAGAAACCGCAUCAAAAAAUCUUCAAUUAAUUCGAAUGAAAAAAGGAAUAGAAAAUUCCAAUGAUAAUCAUAUUAACAUUGAACAGAUUAAACAACAUAAUAUUGAAACUUUAAAAAGUCAUUUUAAUCGUUUAAACAAAGCAAAUUAUAAUGAUCAUGAUCAUGAUGAUGGUAAUAAUAAUAAUAAAGUCAAUAAUCAUGAUGAAUUAGAUCUAUUGAAAUCUUUAUCAAAUUACAAUGAUAAAUCAAAUGAACAAAGUACAACGUUUACAUUUAUUGAAAUGAUUGUACAACGUACAGUGAAUAAAUAUAUGAAUGUAAUACGUACAAGAUCUGAUUGGUUAAAAAGAUUAUUACAAUUAGUUAAAGAAGAACGAGAUAUACGUUCAAGAUAUAAUUGUUUUACAGAUGCAUGCAUUUAUAAAAUUCAAUUAUUUACAACACAACUUAAAGCUCAUCUUCUUAGAAAUACAGUUCAUUUAGAACCAAUACAACAUAAAGAUCAUAGAAAUAUGGAUUUACAUAUGAAACGAAUGAAAAGAACAAUACCAGAAUCAUCAGUAUUUUCAACAUCAUUUGGUAUUAAUGAUUCAACUAUUGAAAUUUUAAAUGAUGGCUCAGAAAUACAAGAUUUAUUAUUUUUACAUGAUGAUAUUACAGAGGAUGAUGCUUUACGAUUACCAGAUGAAGUGAAUAAAUUAAAUUUGAUAAGACAUCGUGAAAAUGAUGAUUCUAUGACAAAUUGGACAAGUAAUAAUGAUAGUAAACAUAAAUCAAUAAAAUUUGAUAAUCCUGAUAAAAUUGAUGUGGCUAGAUUUAGUCAAGAAUUGACUGGAGAUGUUUUAUCUAAACAUAUAAAAAGUCAAACAGUAACAGCAUCUAUUUUCACUGACAUCACAGAAGGCAAUUCAAUGAAUAUUGCUACAAAUGUUAAUGGUAAUGAUAAUGAUAAUAAUAAUAAUGAUGAUACUGAUAAUAGUAAUAGUAAUAAUAAUAAUAAUAAUAAUAAAGUCAGUAGUAGUGUGACACCAUCGUUUAUACCUAUUCAACAGUUACAUGUAUCACUAGAUAACCAAUCAAAUUUGUUAAUAGACAGUGAACCAGAUCUAUAUUCAGAUAAUUCAGUGGAUAAUGAGGAUAAUAAUGUUAUUGAAGUUAAUCACAAAAGUCAUGAUGAAGAAUUACCUAUAAGUAUGACUGAACAAGUUUCAAAUCUUUUGGUAGAUGAAUUAAAUGAUCAGAAAAAUACUUUGAAUGAUAAUGAAAAAGAGAGAAAACAAGUAGAAGAUGUAGUCAAUAGUACAAUAUUCAUAGAAGAUGAAAAUAAUAUUGGUGCAUCAUCCUUUUCUACACCAUACACUGAGCAGCCAACAACAACAUCAUCAUCACCAACUGAGACAAUUGCAUUCACGACCAAUUCGCCUAUUUCAUUGGAUAAUCUAUUAUCUACACCGAAUUCAAUAGAUUUUACAACUGAUGAAUUAUUAGACCAGAUGAAUACAACAUCAUCAUUAUCACCAUUAACCACAUCGAUAAUAACAACAACAACAGAAACCGAUAACGAUCAUUCAGAAAUAUAUCAACAUUCAAUCAAACCAUCAUUAAAUAUUAGAGCUAUUUCAUUAACUGUUGAAGAAACACUGGCUAUACCAUUUGGUUUGAAUAAAUUCGAUGGACGACCGUAUGAGAACUGUACUGGACAAUAUGAAAAUUAUUGUUAUAAUGCAAUAAAGUGUGUUUAUAUUAGUGUAUUGGAAACAGCUGCUUGUUAUUGUAGGACUGGUUACACAGGUGUUCGUUGUGAUAUGUUCAACUUACCACAAACAUUGGAUAUACUGAAAUCUUUUCGUGAAGAAAGUAUUGAUAUCAAUUCACUUCAUCAGCCAACAGCAUAUAUCUUGCAUAAUGUGAUUGAAGCAACAGCGUAAGUUCAUAUUAAAAUAGAAUAUAUAUGACAAAUAAACUUAAUAAUGUUAGGAAUGUAAUGAAACUGUCAAGUUUACUUAAACCUUGGGAUUAACAAUACUGUAACACCAAGAAAACUUCGUUUAAACUGUUUGUACAAUAAAAUGUGUUCUUGGAAAUUAUUUCCACAUAAUCCAUGAACAUCGAGUGAAGCUCUGAAGGCAGGUUUUCAACGGAAUAUUGUCUCUGGAGAAGAUUCCUUUCCAAUUCUCAGAUAUUCAUUUUUAAAGUACCCUGAUUGGUUUAACAUUUUCGCAUAAAUAUUCGUGUAUAUUAGAGUAAAGCCUGACGGCGAUCUAAUUGAAAACAAUUGUUCACUUACAUGUGUUGUUCUAAUUUUCACAAUGGGAAUCUUUAAUAUUCUAAAAUCGCGUGCGGACCCUGUUGCAUUUAAGGCACUUAAUGAGUUCCUGAAGUUUAAUGCACGUCUCACAGAAGCGAAAACGACCUUAGGAUUUGCUAUAAAUUGUAUACAAUCUAAUAGAUAUCCUAAAAUAUAUUGGAAGUCUUUGCGUCAUAACAGAAUCUAUCCUAAUGCAAAAACGCUUGAAAGACAUGCGUCGAAUCAAAUUGAUACUUUAAAAAUGAAUAUCUGAGAAUUGGAAAGGAAUCUUCUCCAGAGACAAUAUUCCGUUGAAAACCUGCCUUCAGAGCUUCACUCAAUGUUCAUGGA